Molecule: messenger RNA, 456 nt
Organism: Cucurbitaria berberidis CBS 394.84
Lineage: Eukaryota; Fungi; Ascomycota; Dothideomycetes; Pleosporales; Cucurbitariaceae
Product: histone-fold-containing protein
Exons: 5
Coding region: 1-456 (151 amino acids)
Biological process (GO): nucleosome assembly
Molecular function (GO): protein heterodimerization activity; DNA binding; structural constituent of chromatin
Source: RefSeq, a predicted model, not a curated record
AUGGUCAACGAGCGGCCGAGGCAAUUCGGAGGGAUUCAGCGCUUCGGUGCCGCUCCUAGACCUGGAAAUGCUCAUCAACCGCAAGGGUCAGCUUCGCCUGCCGCAUCUAGAGCGACUAAGCUAGGCCUAGGUUUAGGCAAAGGAGCGCAGGGACUCGGAAAGGCCAAGGGACUAAAGCGCCAUACGAAAAUCCGACGAGAUAACAUUUACGGUGUUACUAAAGGCGAUAUUCGACGCCUAGCCCGCCGCGGCGGAGUAAAGCGCAUCUCAGCAACUCUUUACGACGACGUGCGCUACGCCCUGAAAGAACGGCUCACUUCUAUCUUGAAAGACGUCGUCACGAUUGUCGAGCUAGGCGCCCGCAAAACUGUAACCAUCACAGAUAUCAUCUUCGUUCUUAACAGGCAAGGGCGUACGUUAUACGGCUUCGACCCGUCAUUUACGGGCAGACGCUGA